Carassius auratus (goldfish) is the source of this 1025-nucleotide messenger RNA. Its product is annotated as transmembrane protein 45A-like. Lineage: Eukaryota; Metazoa; Chordata; Actinopteri; Cypriniformes; Cyprinidae. The coding region runs from base 1 to 696 and encodes 231 amino acids. The transcript is spliced from 6 exons. The record is from RefSeq and is a predicted model, not a curated record.
AUGACGUCUGGACUCUUCAUGACCAAUCGUUUUAUGGAAUGGGGGGUUCCAGUGAGAAGACGAUCUGGAAAACAUAAACCCUCAAAUCUGGUGGUGAAACAGCUGGAAAAGCCUGUGGUGGGCAGCAAAACAAAACAGACAUUUUUGUACACCACCCGCAGGAAUAAAAGUGCUGGUGUGGGUAGACUUGCAUCUCGAGCUAUCCAGUGCCGCAUAGAAGAACGAGCUGUCAUUUUAGCAUUUUCUCUUAUAGGAUUUCUGUUUCUUGACCAUCUCCAUGGUAGAGAUAUGCUUGAUGUCCAUGUGCACACUCUUCUCCUCUAUGCCAUCUUUGGACAAGCUUUCAUCUGCCUUCUGGAGGUUUUCCACAGAGGUAAUAUUCUACUAGAACUGCUCCGAGCCACUCUCACUGUACUACAGGGCAGCUGGUUCUGGCAGAUUGGCUUUGUGCUGUACCCACCCAGUCAAGUGAAAUGGGAUCAGACAACCUGGUUGGAUCAGAUAGACCAUGACAACGCUAUCUUUGUCACAUUACGCUACUGCUGGCACCUAGCGUUUGCAUUGCUCACUGUAGCUGUAGUUUACUUGUCUGUUCUCUGUGCUGUGCGUUCCAGACUAAGGAGGAUGCCACCCUUGGAAAUGGGGCUUUUGAAACCAAGGGAGAAAGAAGUAGAGUCUGAAGAUGAGAUUUUAUGAGUAUUUAUCAUCCUUACAUGUUCUAGCCAGCAUCCAAAUACAUUUGGACCUGAACCCAAAGAAAAGUAUAGCGACAGAGAGUGAGAGAUAGAUAUGAACAGAGAGGCAUUGUCACAAAAUAUUAGCUCUGUCUUCAUUUCCUGAAGAGCGGAUGGGAAAUGAUAAACAGUGACAGUCUUGCUUCAAAAGAUCUGUUUCAUCAUAUACUAUAAUGAGUGACUCGAAGUAAAUCUCCAGAGCCAUAGUGUUAUAUCUCCCGCUCAUGUUCCUAGUAUGAUCACUCCAGUGAUAACCGCUCUCUGUUCAUGCUAGGUGAAUUACUUUUUUGA